GUGCCGUGUAGGAAACCGUCAUUAAAAAAGUUUAAAACCCUAAAUCCAUCAUCCUUUAUAAAUAUUAUUCUCUUUCCCUUCUUUUUAAUACUUUGAUCCUCUUUAGUAUUUUUUUUCUUCCAAUCAAACCCUAGUUCCCCACGAUCAUCGCUUUCUUCCUCUUUAAGGUACUACUGAUCGAAUCACCAUGGCUAAGAACUCCUUCAAGCUCUCUAAUCCUCUUGAGAUAAGAAUCGCUGAAUCUACUCGCAUCAGAGAGAAAUACCAUGACAGAGUUCCCGUGAUUGUAGAGAAAGCUGAACAGAGCGAUGUUCCUGACAUUGACAAGAAAAAGUAUCUUGUACCAGCUGAUCUAACCGUUGGGCAAUUCGUAUACGUUGUGAGGAAAAGGAUCAAGCUUGGAGCCGAGAAAGCAAUCUUUGUCUUUGUCAAGAACACGUUACCCCCAACUGCUGCAUUGAUGUCUGCAAUCUAUGAAGAACACAAAGACGAAGAUGGGUUUCUCUACAUGACAUACAGUGGAGAGAACACUUUUGGAUCUGCCUCCUAAUCAGCUUUGCUUUUGACAGUUUGAUCUUAAUCAUGAUAAUGAUGAUUGUACAUUCAUUCCCUCUAGUUUUUACUCUGUUUCGUCGACUGCAAUAAUGUCUUUAAUUUCUGGGAUUUGCAUUCUUAGCUCUCUCUAUCUUUGGAUUUAAAUACAGAGAGUUUGAUUUGAUUUAACCGUCUGUUUACAUUGUUUUGUUUCUUUCGUUUUAGCCAAUCUAUCAUCACCAUC
This is a messenger RNA of Eruca vesicaria subsp. sativa (arugula), 778 nucleotides long. NCBI's taxonomy places the organism in Eukaryota, Viridiplantae, Streptophyta, Magnoliopsida, Brassicales, Brassicaceae. The record is from the annotation of a GenBank genome assembly.